Dermatophagoides pteronyssinus (European house dust mite) is the source of this 791-nucleotide messenger RNA. Its product is annotated as histone H2B-like. Lineage: Eukaryota; Metazoa; Arthropoda; Arachnida; Sarcoptiformes; Pyroglyphidae. Gene Ontology annotation, cellular component: nucleosome. Gene Ontology annotation, molecular function: structural constituent of chromatin; protein heterodimerization activity; DNA binding. The record is from RefSeq and is a predicted model, not a curated record.
AAAAUUGCUCACUCUUUUGAUUUUCUUUUCAUUGUUGUUUUGUCUCUAUCCUGAAAAAUUCAUCUUUUUUUCGAUUUUUGAAUUCUUACUUUUCACCCGAAUUUAUUUGUUGAAUAAAUUUUUUGGCAUACAUUAAUUAUGGCACCACCAAGUACCGGAAAAGCUGUUAAAAAAUCGGGUAAAGCACAAAAAUCUGUACGUGUUACGGAUAAAAAGAAAAAACAUCGCCGUCGUAAAGAAUCAUUUUCAAUUUAUAUUUAUAAAGUUUUGAAACAAGUACAUCCAGAUACUGGAAUAUCAUCCAAAGCAAUGUCUAUUAUGAAUUCAUUUGUUAAUGAUAUUUUUGAACGUAUUGCUGCCGAAUCAUCACGAUUAUCGCAUUAUAAUAAACGUACUACAAUUACAAGUCGUGAAGUACAAACAGCCGUACGACUUUUAUUGCCUGGUGAAUUGGCUAAACAUGCUGUAUCCGAAGGUACAAAAGCUGUUACUAAAUAUACAUCAAGUAAAUAAAAUUCUUUGGUAUAAAAGAUAUCGCGGUCACACAUCUUCAAUUCUAUGCACACACAUACACACACUCAAUUGCCACGAUCAUUGCUAAUUUUUUCAUUUGAUUCUUUUGGACCAUUUUCUCUUGUCGUCGUUUUUUGAUUUUCAACAACAAAAACAAAGGCCAUUAAUGGCUAUUAUUAUCUAAUCUUUCCCAUCUUUUUUUCCCUUUUGAUUUGAUAUAUCUAAUUACUUGAUUUAAUAUAAUAAUAAAUGUGAAACAAACUUUUUUUUCUUCCAAA